Capsaspora owczarzaki ATCC 30864 is the source of this 1314-nucleotide messenger RNA. RefSeq lists its product as hypothetical. The annotation marks the transcript as partial. Gene Ontology annotation, cellular component: plasma membrane; cell-cell junction. Gene Ontology annotation, molecular function: protein binding. The transcript is spliced from 4 exons. NCBI's taxonomy places the organism in Eukaryota, Filasterea, Ministeriida, Capsasporidae. The record is from RefSeq and is a predicted model, not a curated record.
GUUCCGAUCAAGACAGUCCGCAUCGAAAAGAAUGUCGGUCAGUCGUUCGGCGCCACGGUCGCCGAGGUGAACGGCCGCAUCUAUGUUGCGCGUCUCAUGCUUGGCGGCGCUGCUGCUAACAGUGGUCUGCUGACGCCCGGUGACGAGAUUCUGGCCGUCAACGACCAGGACAUUUCUAAAAAGUCGGUGGAACAGGUUGUUUCGCUCAUCAAGGGCGCGACGGGCAUUGUGUCGUUCCGACUGCGUUCGGCGCAGACAGACAACGGCCCAACGCCGCCUCCGCUUGAGAUCAAGCGCACUGUGCGCGCGCAGUUUGAGUACGUCCCCGCCAAGGACGAGCUCACCCCCUGCGUGGACGCGAUGCUCGCCUUCAAGCGUCGCGAGGUGCUCGAAAUCCUCAAUAUGGACGACGAGAACUGGUGGCAAGCGCGCCGAUAUGGCACCACCAAGAUUGGCCUCAUUCCUUCGCUCCCCCUGCAGGAGGUCCGACGGGCCAAGGUCAUUGCCCUGCGCAACGCCCAAUCGCGCGACUCUGCGGCUGCCAACGGCGCCGGCGGCGACGACGAUGGCUCUGACUCGAACGCCAGCUUCCGCAAGAAGGACAGCAAAGCCCUUGCCAUGCGCAACCAGUCCAUGUAUAUUGCCACCUCCAAGUCGAAGGACGUCGACGAAACUGGCAACCUCGGCUUCUACGAGACUGUGGAGCUGCAACAGCCGGCCGCUGGCCGCAAGCGACCAUUCGUCAUUGUUGGCACGGAUGGUGUUGGCAAGAGCGAAAUCCGUCGCAAGCUGUUGGGCGAAUUCUCUGGCCAGCUGUCCACUGUUGUUCCUCACACUUCCCGCGCACCUCGAGAGAACGAACAGGAAGGCCGCGAAUACUACUUCUCGAGCAAGGAUGUCAUGACCAAGGACAUUGCUGAGAAGAAGUUCAUUGAGCAUGGCGAGUACAAGGACAACUUGUAUGGCACGCACGUCUCAUCGGUCCAAAAGCUUAUCGAUGCCGGCAAGACUGUCCUGCUCGAGGUGCAUCCCCAUGCCCUUGGACAGCUCCAGCUCAUCAAGCCUUACCCGUUUGUGCUGUUUGUGCAGCCCCCAUCUGUUGAUGUCUUGGCAAAAAAGAACCCCGAGAUUGCCAAGGAGAAGCUCCAAGAAGUCGUCAAGGCCAGCGACCGCAUCGACCGCAACGUUGGCUUCUUCUUUGACGCGACGGUGGUCAACGCAGACUUUUCCGCCACCUACGAGUCCGUCAAGCAGCUCGUGGCACAAGCAGACAAGGAGCCUUUCUGGGCGCCAGUGCCCGCUGCAAGCAAGUAA